AUGAUCGAAGAUGAUUCAUCGGGAAAAUGUGGUCGAAAAACGGCGCUCUCUAUAUUUUUCGCCCUAUCCCUUCUAGCCUUCACAUUUUGUCUUCUCGCUCUAAUAUCUCCCUCUUGGCAAUAUGCCAAUCUCGAAAAUGGUCGAACCGAACAUCAUCACGGUCUUUGGUUAGAUUGUAAACGCGACUAUUCUUUUGACUACGGUAGAACUCGUGAAUAUUAUGAAACUUUGUACCGGCGAGAUAUGCAAGGGUCACCAUUUGAUGUGUUCUAUCUACCUCAACUUCAAUGCGUUUACAAAUUCGAUUAUUAUAUUGAUCCGGAAGAUUUGUAUGAUCAUAAUCACGAUGAGAAUCGAAUUCAAAAUGAUGCGUAUCAACAUUUGUUUUUGGGUUGGAAAAUUGCGGCGUUGGUUGGUGUGGGAGUUGGUGUACUUUUUUCGGCCUGCACCAUUUUGUUGGGUAUUUGUUCGUUUUGCCAUAGGACUUUUAUUUGUGCUUGUACGGUGCUGGUUACUAUUUCUGGUGAGUUUUAGGAUUUUUGUGGAGGGCAUACAAAUUUAGAUUAUUUUCUAAAAUUCUUCCAGCCAUUCUUUCAACUCUGGGUUCCGCGAUUUUCUACAUUUGGGCAAAUUAUCAGGAUAACAAAGUGAUAAAAGAGGAAGAAGAAGGCGAGAUCUACGAACAAGUUUUGGGUUGGGCAUUCUAUUGCCACGUCAUAGGAACAUUAUUACAAUGGGUUUGCUCAAUUCUAGGAUGUUGUGUAACUUCGAUUUCAUUUAGUAAAGGAAGAGCAAAACUUGUCAAGAUUGAGGUAUGAUUUUUUUCUCAACAAAAUACAUAUUUUUGGAUUUAGAUCGUGGAAAACGACGACGGCUCUGAACUUCUCUCUUCUUCCUCUCAAAACUUCAAGCGAAGUUUCUCCGCGGUUUACAAAGUGGACUCAAGUGCUUUGCGUCAAUGGGAGAAGAAUUAUUUGAAAAACGUCAAAUCCGAUCAGAAUUUGAAUUUUAAAAGAACAUCUUCAGUUCCAAAUUUUUCGAAAAACAAUCGAAAAUCCAGACGGCAAUCUCGAGAAAAAUCAAGACAGAGCGAUUUAUUCUCAUCCACUUCAAAUAUCACAGAAUUUACCAAUUUUGGAAGUACGGCUACUAUAAAUACUCAACAAACUAGGAUGACAAAUCAAACGGUUCCAGCUGCGAUUCCUUGUCCAACUGUUCCAGGUCAAAAACCACUGAAGUCUGCGCUAAAAACACCAGUUCAAAACCGAAGGGAGAUGCCACCUCCAAUUCCGCCAAGAGCUGAAUAUGAAUACGUGGAAAAUAAUUCGACUAUCAAUAUGUCUAGCUUCUUAGGAUCUCCAAAACCAGCAAAUCAAUACGAUGAAGUUUAUGAAGAAAUUCCUGGAGAAUAUUAUUUGGAGCCAAACAGCGUCAAAAAUCACAGACUCUCUAGUUCAACAUUAAGCACAAUUGCCGAUGAUCGGAUAAUGAAUCGAUUGAAAUCAACACUUCCACCACCGCAUGGAUCAUCUCAAUCGAUUCCGAUUCCCGCAAAGGUUGUUCAACGGACUACAUUAAUCGAUGACAAGGCUGAAAAAAGGCCGACUAGUUUCAACGAGCCUGCAUCUUUCAAACUUUUGGAGAGAACAAGAAUUGAGAAGGAGGAGAUAACAAAAACUGAGCGAUUGCCAGCGAUGUUGCCACCAAAACCAAAAUCGAUUCGAGAUUUUGGAAUCGAUUUGUCCAAACAAUCUGUGGGAACAUAUACAAUUCAAGAUGAACCGAUUUAUCCAAAAAGUCUCUCAAAUCCUGCGUUUGAUGAGUGAGUUAUAAUUCGGGGUUUUGAUCAGAAAAAAAAAAUAUUUGGGAACCUUAAUUUUAGCAUGAAUUUUCUCACCUCAUGAACACAAAUAAAUCUAAAACUAAAAGAUUUCCACCAAGCAAGUUUGAAAAAUGAUGAGAAAUUUCAGUAAUGAAGAAUUCCCACCACCACCUGAAAUUGCCAUCAACACAUUUGCCACCAAACAAAAGUGAGUUUUUUCCACAACAUCUAUGUACAAAUAACUGUGUCUCUUUUCCAGAUCAAUCACAAAUCUAUCAUUCCGCGGUGUCUCCGGAAGUCACGAAAUAUUCGAUCGACCCGAUUCCCUAAUCUCCUCUGCUUCUUCGCCAAAAGAUCUAGAUUCAAUUCUACGAAAACCUCUACUUCCUCAAAAUCGAAGAUUAUUAAAUGUGAUGCCUGAUGAGGUUGAUAGAUCUGUGGGAUCUUCAACAAUUCUGGAGAAUGAGACACAUGACAAUAAAAUUGCAUAUGCUAGAGAUGCAGAAAUUCGUCUAAAUUUAUUUAUGAAUGAUAAUCAGAUUGGCAAAAAUGCUCAAGACGAAACUACAGUUUGA
This is a messenger RNA of Caenorhabditis angaria, 2397 nucleotides long. The record is from the annotation of a GenBank genome assembly. NCBI's taxonomy places the organism in Eukaryota, Metazoa, Nematoda, Chromadorea, Rhabditida, Rhabditidae.